This is a messenger RNA of Suricata suricatta (meerkat), 1076 nucleotides long. RefSeq names its product zinc ribbon domain containing 1 (gene POLR1H). Gene Ontology annotation, biological process: termination of RNA polymerase I transcription; DNA-templated transcription. Gene Ontology annotation, cellular component: RNA polymerase I complex. Bases 515 to 886 code for a protein of 123 amino acids. Gene Ontology annotation, molecular function: zinc ion binding; nucleic acid binding; DNA-directed RNA polymerase activity. The transcript has 4 exons. The record is from RefSeq and is a predicted model, not a curated record. Lineage: Eukaryota; Metazoa; Chordata; Mammalia; Carnivora; Herpestidae.
AAAUUCCGGCUCUGGGGCCGCGCAGUCCCAAGAAACCAGUAUGCGGGAAGGUUCUCUCAUUUUCAGGGGCAGCGCCCUCACGUCUGGUCCGAGAAAACAACCACCCUAGGACUGGAUCCUCAGGCGGGGAGCGGCCGGAAGCGCAGCGUUCAGUACCCAGUUUCCUGUCCGAAGUAGCAGAACCGGGGGGAAGGCAGCGUCCCGGCCUCCUCCGCAGACGUCCGGGUCAAGCUCCGGGAACCUCGGGCCGGCCGCGCAUGCUCAUGACGUCACAUCCAAUGGCGCUUGCUGCUGGGCCGCCGGACUCGUGGGGCGCGGUUGCGCUCUCUUAUGACGUCACAGCCGUGCUCACCUCUCGUCGCCCGGCAGGCUCGGCGCUGUAGCGGCCGCGUCGAGAGACGGAGGAGGGCUCCGAAGAGGGCACCGGGGAGGCCCGCCCACGUCCAGGCACCGAGCUGGAGCCCGGCGCCUGACCGGCUGCUAGCGCACGCACAGACCUCCGCCCCGCUGGGUCAUGGACUCCGGGCGCUCCCGCUCCCACUUCCAGUCGGACCUGGACUUCUGUCCGGACUGCGGCUCCAUCCUGCCCCUGCCCGGGGUUGAGGACGCGGUCACCUGUAUCCGCUGUGGCUUUUCAGUCGACGUGCGAGACUUCGAGCAGAAGGUGGUCAAGACCACGUUUGUGUUCCACAAGGUGGGGAUGGCGGUGCCCGUGGCGGCGGACGACGGGCCUGAGUUCCAGGGGCCCGUGGUGGACCGGCGCUGCUCGCGAUGCGGCCACGAGGGGAUGGCCUACCACACCCGGCAGAUGCGCUCAGCCGACGAGGGGCAGACGGUCUUCUACACCUGCACCAGCUGCAGGUUUCAGGAGAAAGAAGACUCUUGAUUUUUUUUCUGGACGACUCAGCAAGCCCUCCCUCUUGUCUUCCUUGGAAGGUGAAGGGUAUUGGGUUCUUAGAUCCUUUGUCCAUCCUGGUUGCAAUGUUUUGCUCCCACAGGACACGAUUACAUGCCAUUGUUCCCAGAGUACACCUACUCUUGUUGUUUCCUUAUUAAAGUUGUAUUUUUUUAUAUGA